UGAGAGCCUGCUUUUCACCGGCUUUUUGCGGCGCACCAGCCGACCCGGAAUUUUACCGCGGCAUUGCAAGGGCUUCCACAGCCCCCCAGGCGCUGCCAGGCAUCGAAAGCGCGCGCCGACGCUGCGGAGCUGCUGCCCAGCCCAGCAAGCCAUUGUUGGCACCCCGCCGCGCUGAGACAAAAAGCCCAGCACCAUGUCCACCCUCUUAACGAGCAAACCAAAAGUCAAGAGCCGCUUCGAUUCCAGGGACGACGCCCUCGAGGGCUACCUCGCGAAGCGCAGCGAGCGGUCCGCCGACAGCAACCGCCCCCAGAACGCCGACGAUUAUAAUUAUGACGACAUCGUGUCGAGGCAUCGGAGACGCAACAACACGACGGGCGCCGCCGCGCGGGACGGUCUAGUACUGAAGAAGACGACGAUGCGGAGGCAGAUGAAGCGCGAAGGGCGUUUAGGAAAGGACGGCAAGGUGCGCCGCGGCCGCGCGGCGCCGACGCGCGUCGUGUCGCGCGGCGCGUCGGACGACUUCGAGGUCCCGUGGCGCGAGUCCCGGCGGCGGCGGCGCAGCUCUCGAGGAGGAGAGGGCGCCGAGGAGUUCAAGGACGAGGCGCGCGCGACCCGGCCGCCGCGGCGGCGCGGCUCGUCGGCGCCGCCCCAGGAGUCUAUCCCGACGGACGGCCUCUCGUCCGCGCAGCUCGCGAAUCUGGGCCGGCAGCUCAUCGCCGACCAGCGCGCCCAGCGCCGCCGCAGCGCAAGCGUGCCGCCCGUCGUCACCGAGCCAGUGCCGGCGCCGGCGCCCGCGCCGCCAACGGCCGAACCGCGCAAGGCCGACUCGCCGCCGCCGCCGCCGCCGACAACGACGACGACGUCGUCGCGGCCGCGCCCGCGGCCGGCCCCGCGCACGGCGCGGCGGCGCCAGCCCUACACGUCUGCCGAGGCGGCCAAGGGCGACGGCGCGUACUCGAGCGUGUCCGACAUGGCGUCCAAGAAGCUGUCCGCGGCGGCGAACUACAUUGGGGCGGUCUUCGGCGCGCCGGCGCCGGCGCCAGCGCGUCGUAAGCCGGUGCCGCGGCCGCCGCCGGCCGGCUAG
This is a messenger RNA of Pelagomonas calceolata, 1087 nucleotides long. The record is from the annotation of a GenBank genome assembly. Lineage: Eukaryota; Pelagophyceae; Pelagomonadales; Pelagomonadaceae.